UCGUUUGUUGACAUUCUGCGGAAAGGCGUUUCCAGAGGUUCAAACCGCUGUCUUUCGCUGAAAAGUUUCUAUUUUUCUCGUAUCUGAAGAUAAUGAAUGACUAUAGGUGAGGCAUGAGGGCGCUUUGGAGGAGCUGUGUGUUGUGCGUGGGCUUGUUGGUCACACUUUGCUUUCUUUGCGUGUGUUUUGAAGGAAAUGUUUGGAAAUUUAAGGCUAAACCCAAGAUGCAUCGGGUCUGCUAUUAUGCUAUUCCCAAUAAAGGGAGUGGUGAUAUUACAGUGAAAGCCUUAUCUGUGGAUGACAUUGAUCCCUUUAUUUGUACUCAUAUUCUUGUGGCCUUUGCUAGAAUCAGAAACAAUGUAAUUGUUCCAUCCAAUGAUGGUGAUAUUGAGGUGUACAAGGAAGUAAUUGCCUUGAAGAAGCAGAAUCCUGAGCUAAAGGUUCUUUUGUCCGUGGGUGGUGGCUCAACAGACGGAGGAUUCCCAAACCUUGUUCGUGAUCCUCAAGCGGUUAUUGAGUUUGCCUCACAUUCUCGAAAAUUCCUCACAACCUUUGGCUUUGAUGGCUUAGACCUUGACUGGGAGUUUCCUGCAUGGCCUGUAUUUGUGAGAAACAGGCAGGAGAAGAUAUGGUUCACAAGACUUGUUCAGCAUCUUUACCAGGAAUUUAAGUCAGCAGUACACAAACCCCUCUUGCUCACAAUUGCUGUAGCAGCUCCAAAGUCAAUCAUAGACAGGUCAUAUGAAAUCCCUGAGUUAUCCAGAUAUGUUGAUUUUGUGUCAAUGAUGGGUUAUGAUUACCACAUCUUCUGGCCUUAUCUGCCAUUUACGGGCUAUAAUGCCCCACUCUUUAAAGGUAGAAGUGACAAAUUUUACUUUGCAACUAUGAAUAUCCAGUGGUCUGCAGAGUAUUGGGUGAAGAAAGGGAUGCCAAAGGAAAAACUGGUUAUUGGAAUUCCUACUUAUGGUCGCACAUGGAAAUUGCUGAAUGCAGCAUGGAACAAAACCGGAUCACCAGCAGUUGGAAGGGGCAUGCUUUCUGGCGUUGUGUCGUACCCUGAAGCUUGCAUAUUCUAUAAGGAAGGAGCAGAAAGACAUUUUGAUGAAGUAUGCAAGGUCCCUUAUGCAGCGAGGGAAAGGGACUGGGUUUCUUAUGAAGAUCCUCAGAGUGUCCAGGAAAAGGUAAAGUGGGCAAAAGACAGCCAUUUUGCUGGAGUAAUGACGUGGAACCUGAACUGUGAUGACUGGGCUGGCAUUUGCUCGGGAAAGAGGUUUGAGCUUCAUAGCGUGAUCAAGAAAAUUAUAUUUAAUGAUGAAUUAAGGUUGAAUGACUCGUGAUAAGAUUUGUACUUGCUUUAGUAAAUAGAAAUUGUAUCUAAAGCAAUUGAUGACUAUAAUGAAUGUGAUAUUGUCAGGGUUUGCACAUAUGAUUGUGAUGUUAUAAUUUUAUUAUGGUUCAAGUUCCAGUUUCUGUUAAUGAGAAUCAAUGUCACAAAAAGCACAAAUUUUGAUAUGAUAAUAUUUAGGUAUGUUUGUUGAAGUAGUUGUGAAAUUUUUAAGUACAAUUGUCACAAUGAUAGUAAAAGAAAUUUAUUUGUUGCACAUUUGUUAUU
Penaeus vannamei (Pacific white shrimp) is the source of this 1612-nucleotide messenger RNA. RefSeq names its product acidic mammalian chitinase. Gene Ontology annotation, molecular function: chitin binding; chitinase activity. Lineage: Eukaryota; Metazoa; Arthropoda; Malacostraca; Decapoda; Penaeidae. Gene Ontology annotation, cellular component: extracellular region. Gene Ontology annotation, biological process: carbohydrate metabolic process; chitin catabolic process. The record is from RefSeq and is a predicted model, not a curated record.